GCGGUGGCGGGUGCGCUGUGGGCCUCCAUUGGCUGCUGCGGUCCGGCCGGGGCUGUGCGAAGCUGCGGCGGGCCGGGCCCCAGGGGCGGCGCGUGGGUCGGGCUGCCGCUGCUCUCGCCCGGCGUGCGCCGUGUUUCGGCCCCGCGAAGCAGCGGCGGCCUUGAGGGAGGGUGCCGGCGGCCGCUGGUGCGCGGGCAGGGGGCGGUCGGGGGAGGCGAGGUGGCCGCGCGGAUGAUGACGGGGCUGGUGGGCAGCCCAGUGGGUGCCGUCAUGCAGGAGAACUUCGGGUGCUCCGUCGCCAAUCGCUUCUACCAGCUCCUGGACGACGAGUCGGACCCGUUCGACGUCCUGCGCGAGGCCGAGCGCCGCCAGCAGCAGAGGAAGAAGCGCGACGAGGCGGCGGCCGUCGCCAGGAGAGCCGUGCCCGGCGGCCGGGCGGGCGGCGGCAAGAGGGGGACCCAGAAGGAGGGCAAGCAGCUGGAGAGCUCCCCUGCGCCCUCCCCUGCGGCGCCGCGGCAGCUAGGCCCAAAGCGAGUACCCAGGCAGGGAGAACAACAAGGGUUCAGUAACAGAGGCACAGAGGGGAAACAGGACAAAACUGAAUGGAGACCAUCUUUCAGGGAAUACCGUCCCUGUGGAGCACAAAGAGAAGUGGAAUUCUCAGUGGAACGACCAGUGGAAAGAUUAGACUAUGAAAGACCAAUAAGAGGACGUGGUGGGGGAAGAGGCAGAAUGAGAGGUAGAGGAAGAGGUGGUGGAUUAAAUGGAAGUUUUGAUGGGUUUGACCAAAGAAGAAAACGUGAACCUGAAAGACAAAGUGGGAAUGAUAAAACAGGUGUGAAAGCAGAUGACAAAAAGGGUGGAGGUGGAGCUCGCAACUACAGAACAAAAGAUGAUACAAGUGGGAAGGGACACACUGCAUCUGUGGAGGAGACCGUGGACAGUCCUGAACAGCCAGGGACAUCUGAAGGAGAGCCUCUGAGCAAAGCUGCUGAAGGAGAGCCAAUGGAAGAAGUGGUUCAAGAAAUGACAUUAGAUGAGUGGAAAAAUCUUCAGCAACGGAAUCGACCAAAGCCUGAAUUCAACAUCCGGAAGCCAGAAUCCACUGUUCCUUCCAAAGCAGUGGUGAUACACAAGUCAAAAUAUAGUGAAGAUUUGCAAAAAGAAGACUUUGAAGACAAUUCUCAUGUCUCUCGAAAACCAGUAAAUGAUAUAACUUCUCAGCUGGAUAUUAAUUUUGGGAGUCUUCCUCGCCCUGGCCGUGGAUCAAGAGGAGCACGAGGUGGUCGUGGCAGAAGACCUGAAGAGACAGGACGUCGACCAGAAGUAGUGGUGCAGCUUGUUGCUCCAAAUCCUGAUGAUCCUGAGGAUUUUCCAGCGUUAGCUUGAAGACCCAUCGUGAACGGUGGUAUCUCAAAGUUGCUUUGUAACGGUGAAGAGACCAGUUCUAUGCUGGUGUGGAUUAAGGAAGCCAGUUUCCUUCUUGGAAGUUGUUUGGGUGUUUGAUGUGGAAUGAUUGCAGCUGUCUGCUAAUAGAGUUGGGUUCUGGAAAUAUGGGUGGACUGGGAUCCUGCACAGGCUCCAAUGUGUGCCUCCAUUUAUGAAAUCUAUGGGAAGGCUUACAGUACUUCCCUACUAGGCUUCAAGUGAAGUUAAAGGGAAGAGUAUUUAAAAAUGUAUAUAUAGAGAUUAUAUCAAGUUCUCUAUGACACCAUGUGAAAUGUAAACUGUACAACACAAUCCACAAUUGGGACUCAAUUUCACUGUACAUUUAAAAGUUGUUUCCUUUGGGUGAAGUGUGUAUUUCAGACAGUUGCAGUUCUUCAGAGUUUUACAAAUAAAGGA
Messenger RNA from Onychostruthus taczanowskii (white-rumped snowfinch), 1845 nucleotides. It is a transcript of the gene HABP4, whose product is annotated as hyaluronan binding protein 4. Gene Ontology annotation, biological process: positive regulation of RNA splicing; positive regulation of translational initiation. The record is from RefSeq and is a predicted model, not a curated record. The coding region runs from base 232 to 1389 and encodes 385 amino acids. NCBI's taxonomy places the organism in Eukaryota, Metazoa, Chordata, Aves, Passeriformes, Passeridae. Gene Ontology annotation, cellular component: nucleus; cytoplasm. The transcript is spliced from 8 exons. Gene Ontology annotation, molecular function: RNA binding.